GAUAACGCUCCAGCUCACUGUUCGAGGUCGACCAAGGCGUACAUAGUGAAACACUUCCCUAGUACGUAUAUUGUCACCUGGCCUCCCCACUCUCCAGACCUCAAUCCUAUCGAACAUAUAUGGAUUUGGAUGAAGCGAUGGAUCGAACGCAACUAUCCUACCCGGCCAACUGGGGAGGCCUUGAAGGAAGCUGUUUUGCGGACAUAG
Molecule: messenger RNA, 207 nt
Organism: Thermothielavioides terrestris NRRL 8126
Lineage: Eukaryota; Fungi; Ascomycota; Sordariomycetes; Sordariales; Chaetomiaceae
Exons: 1
Molecular function (GO): nucleic acid binding
Source: RefSeq, a predicted model, not a curated record